Microthlaspi erraticum is the source of this 1281-nucleotide messenger RNA. The record is from the annotation of a GenBank genome assembly. Lineage: Eukaryota; Viridiplantae; Streptophyta; Magnoliopsida; Brassicales; Brassicaceae.
AUGGAUCUCAAUCUCGAUGCACCGCACUCCAUGGGAACGACCAUCAUCGGCGUCACUUACAAUGGAGGUGUCGUCCUCGGAGCCGACUCCCGUACCAGCACCGGGAUGUACGUAGCGAAUCGGGCUUCAGAUAAGAUCACACAGCUCACUGACAAUGUCUACGUCUGCCGUUCUGGAUCGGCUGCUGAUUCUCAGGUUGUCUCGGACUAUGUUCGCUACUUCCUUCACCAGCAUACAAUUCAGCUGGGGCAGCCUGCAACCGUAAAGGUUUCUGCCAACCUUAUCAGGAUGCUUGCGUAUAACAACAAGAACAUGCUGCAAACCGGCCUUAUUGUUGGUGGCUGGGACAAAUAUGAAGGCGGGAAGAUCUACGGGAUCCCUCUCGGUGGAACAGUAGUGGAGCAACCAUUUGCUAUUGGAGGCUCUGGUUCGAGUUACCUCUACGGGUUCUUUGAUCAGGCCUGGAAAGAAAACAUGACCAAAGAAGAAGCCGAGGAACUUGUUGUGAAGGCGGUUUCACUUGCCAUCGCCCGUGAUGGAGCCAGUGGUGGUGUUGUACGAACUGUCAUAAUCAAUGAAGAGGGAGUGACGAGAAAUUUCUACCCAGGAGAUAAGUUGCAGCUUUGGCACGAGGAGUUGGAGCCACAGAACUCUCUAUUGGAUAUUCUGAACGCUGCUGGUCCUGUACCAAUGGCCAUUGACAUUGAGACGCAUGAAGUGAACGGAGUCGGAGAGACCGAGGAAGAUACAGAGAUGAGUAUCUUGUCAGGGAAAGCUGCUCACGAUGUCUUUGUGUAUGGCAGUCUCCAGGAGCCCAAAGUCCUUUACGUGCUUCUUAAUCGCGUCCCUGACCGUGUCUCCGCCAUUCUAUCCGGCUUUCACAGGUUUAGACUCAAAGGUCGUAUUUAUCCAACGAUUCUACCGGACGGUACCAAACAAGUCACCGGAAAGGUGCUAAAGGGAAUAACAGAUGAUGAACUGAAGUUGUUAGAUGACUUUGAGGAUGUUGAAUAUGACAGAAAGUCUGUUCAAGUGGUGCUUGCGGAUACUUCAGAGAAGAUGCACGUAGGAACAUAUGUAUGGAGGAACAAGGAUGAUCCGGAUCUUUAUGGAGAAUGGGAUUUCGAGGAAUGGAAACGACGUGACAGUGAAGAUUUCAUAACAGCGACCAAGAAAUUUAUGGAAGAGAGGAAAUUACCAGAAGCGAAGACUAGGAUCGACACUUUCAAAACAUUCUUUAAGCAGGAGCAUACCGAGAAUGGGAAAGUUAUAGAUUCUUGA